Messenger RNA from Nannospalax galili (Upper Galilee mountains blind mole rat), 1540 nucleotides. It is a transcript of the gene Nfyc, whose product is annotated as nuclear transcription factor Y subunit gamma. The transcript is spliced from 10 exons. Gene Ontology annotation, biological process: regulation of DNA-templated transcription. Gene Ontology annotation, molecular function: DNA-binding transcription activator activity, RNA polymerase II-specific; DNA binding; protein heterodimerization activity. Bases 229 to 1236 code for a protein of 335 amino acids. The record is from RefSeq and is a predicted model, not a curated record. Gene Ontology annotation, cellular component: nucleus; CCAAT-binding factor complex. NCBI's taxonomy places the organism in Eukaryota, Metazoa, Chordata, Mammalia, Rodentia, Spalacidae.
GGGACGCUGGGAGUGCGGGCGCCAAGGGAGGGGGAAGGGGAAAGGGAGACGAUACAAACGGCGCGGCCGCCAUCUUGUUUGCGCCCCCGCUCUGCGCGCGUCCGUUCUUCGUGACGCACGUUUCCCCCUCCCCUCCACCGGGCCGGGCCUCUACACUGCCCGACGCCGCAGAAGCGCGGGGGCGGCUGCUGCUCUUCUCUGGACUCGGGAGGAGAGGCCGUGACCGAAAUGUCCACAGAAGGAGCGUUUGGUGGUACCAGCAGCAGUGAUGCCCAGCAGAGCCUCCAGUCCUUCUGGCCUCGAGUCAUGGAAGAAAUUCGGAACUUAACAGUGAAAGAUUUCAGAGUACAAGAACUCCCACUGGCUCGUAUUAAGAAGAUCAUGAAACUGGAUGAAGAUGUGAAGAUGAUCAGUGCGGAAGCCCCUGUGCUCUUUGCCAAGGCAGCCCAGAUUUUUAUCACGGAGCUGACUCUUCGAGCCUGGAUCCACACAGAGGAUAACAAACGCCGUACUCUUCAGAGGAAUGAUAUCGCCAUGGCAAUUACAAAAUUUGAUCAGUUUGACUUUCUCAUCGAUAUUGUUCCAAGAGAUGAAUUGAAACCUCCAAAGCGUCAGGAGGAGGUGCGCCAGUCUGUGACUCCUGCUGAGCCUGUCCAGUACUACUUCACGCUGGCUCAGCAGCCCACUGCUGUCCAAGUCCAGGGGCAGCAGCAAGGCCAGCAGACCACCAGCUCCACAACCACCAUCCAGCCUGGCCAGAUCAUCAUCGCGCAGCCCCAGCAAGGCCAGACCACACCCGUGACAAUGCAGGUUGGAGAAGGUCAGCAGGUACAGAUAGUGCAGGCCCAGCCUCAGGGUCAAGCACAACAGGCCCAGAGCGGUACCGGACAGACCAUGCAGGUGAUGCAGCAGAUCAUCACUAACACGGGAGAGAUCCAGCAGAUCCCGGUGCAGCUGAAUGCCGGCCAGCUGCAGUAUAUCCGCUUAGCCCAGCCUGUAUCAGGCACCCAAGUCGUUCAGGGACAGAUCCAGACACUUGCCACCAACGCCCAGCAGAUCACACAGACAGAAGUCCAACAAGGACAGCAGCAGUUCAGCCAGUUCACAGAUGGACAGCAGCUCUACCAGAUCCAGCAAGUCACCAUGCCUGCCGGCCAAGACCUCGCCCAGCCCAUGUUCAUCCAGUCAGCCAGCCAGCCCUCCGACGGGCAGACCCCCCAGGUGACCGGAGAUUGAGGGCCUGAGUUGGCAAGGCCAAGGACACCCAACACAAUUUUGCCAUACAGCCCCAGGCAAUGGGGGCACAGCCUUCCUCACCAGAGGACUCGGGGACUUCAGUGCCUCCUUCAGGCUAGGACAUUGGUGCACUAUGCCCCACGCCUAGGGACCGAGAUUCUACAACAUAAAGAUGCAAUAUUUUUUAUUUCCUUUCGUCCAUUUUUUUUCUCCAAGGAAUCAAUAUUUCAAUAUAUUGAGUGUGUGUGUCCAAUGCUAUGAAAUGAGAAUAUUAAAUAACAUAUUUAUGGCAUUUUCUCUUCAA